GGAGCUGAGCGCCUGUGGCUGAAGAGGAGCGAGUUUUAACUCCUGUUCUCUGCUGAUGAUUUGCUCUCUAGAUGGCAGCCAUUCAGAUGACCACGCAGACAAAGCUGUCAAAGAGCAGAGAGUCUCUGCCUUACAGCCACAAACUUGUCCUGACGGAGGACAAGUCAAGAAGGGUGACUCCAUCUGUUUACUCCCAGGAAAUGUUACAGUCCACCGAGGAGCGCCUGGCAAACACCAAGGAGAUGCACCCGCCCCGGAUCCUGGAGCUGCUCGACAUGAGCAAGACGACACAUCACAAAUUGUCCUUGGUGGACGUAGACCAGGCACUUUUCCAGCCCUGCCCAUCCGAGCUGUGCUUCCAGAACUUCUCUCCUGCACAGACCUACAAGCUGCCGCUAAUCCUCUUCAACAUGGACAAGGUUUCUCGACAAGUGAAGCUGGAGCUGGAGAUCUCAGAGUAUUUCCAUGUGGGCGGCUCAAAGGAUUCAGUUAGCAAGGUUGCACCAGGAAUGUCUACGACUUUCACUGUAUGCUUCACCCCGCAGGAGAACAAGGACUACCACCACAGGCUGGUUUUCGUGACCGAGAGGGAGCGGUUCGAGGUGCCAGUCCGUGCCAUCGGGCCACGGGCCAUCCUUGACUUCCGAGAUGAGCUCCAUCUACCGCUCUGUCCCGUGAAAGCCUCCACAGAGAGGACUCAGCUAGUCCGCAACAUAGGAAACCGCAUGGCUAAGUUCAAGCUGCACACACAAAGGCCUUUCUCGGUGACGCCCUCCUCUGGGACUCUUGAUAUAGGCGAGAGCAUGCAGGUGACGGUGAAUUUCCACCCAGUGACCACAGGAGACCACAGCCAGGACCUGCACCUGCACUACCACACUGGUGAGGACGUGUGCAUCAGCCUGUACGGAGCUUGUGAGGAGAUGAACUUGAAUCUAAAUCCAGACUCUAUCGUGUUGACCAACACUUACAUCUCCAUGGCCAACGUAAACAACGUGUCUCUCACCAACACCAGUGACAUCCCCAUUCGCUACUGCUGGUCAGUGUGGCCCAGCCAGGAAGAGGAGGACCUGUGCUUAUUGAGGGAGAGCUCAGUGCUCCAGCAGAAGGAGGAGGAGGAAAAGGAGCGGUUGCUUCUUCAGUGUGAGUCUGACCCUACGGCCAUCCACCCCCUGCUGGCCAGAGCUGUGCAGGAAUGUAGGAGCCAGGAUGCAAAGGAGCACCUCCUGGCCCUGUCACACAGCUGCAUUACCGUGGAUCCAAUGGAAGGUGAAAUAUGGCCCAACGUCACUGCACAGUUCAACAUCGUCUUCAAGCCGGAGGAGUCCAAGCUCUACCAACAGACCAUAUACUGUGAUGUCACAGGUCGUGAAUCUCGGUUACCUCUCAUAAUCCAGGCUGAGGGCAUGGGACCGAAACUCCACCUCAACUACAACCUGUUGGAUAUGAAAAAUGUUUUCAUCAGCAGCAAAAACAGUUUUGAGGUACUGGUGUCCAACAAGGGGCUGAUUGAUGCCCCCUUCCAGCUGUCGUGUCCCGACACCACUUUGGGCCGCUGUUUCUCCUUCAGUCCCGAGGAAGGUGUCAUUCCCUCUGGGGGCUGCCAGAUUGUGGAGGUCACCUUCCACAGUCGCAUCCUGGGAACCUUCUCUGAGGACUUGCUGCUGGCUGUCACAGGGCAGCCCAAACCACUUACCUUGACCUUCAGGGGCUGCGUCGUUGGUCCCACAUUCCACUUCAAUGUCUCAGAGCUCAAUUUUGGAGACGUGGCCUUCGGCUUCCCACUUACAGCGGUUUGCACCCUCUUCAAUACCUCUCUGGUGCCGAUGACCUUUGCCCUCCGUGUCCUUGGAGAUGGGCUGGGAUCGCCGAGUGUUAAUGGUUCCCAACAGGUAUCUGAGAUGUCCAGAAACAAUUGGCGAAGCAGCGCUGCCAGAGACAUUCAUGCACGGCCUGUGGAGUUCACCGUCAACCCUGCUGUCGGCUCUGUCCGUGCCUUGUCCGAUGUGACCAUAAAGGUGACGCUGUGCUCCAACACGGCCGGGAGCUACAGGCUGGCGCUGGUGGUGGAUGUCGAAGGUGUCGGGGAGGAGAUCAUGACUCUGCCCAUCAAUGCCAGAUGUGUUGUGCCUGAGAUUGUGCUGGAGACCCCGGUGUUGGACUUUCAGAGAUGUUUCCUCAAUUACUCCUAUGAACAGCAAGUGCGGCUCAGCAACCCCAGCACUCUGCCUGUCUGCUACGGGCUGCUCGACCAGGAAUAUGAGGAGAAUCCAUCACAGCUUUUUGGCAGUUCUCGACCCAGAGGAGUGAUUUUCCCUCACACCUCAGAGACGGUUCCCGUGUUCCUGCUGACUAAGGCUGUUGGAAGGCUGCAGCACAGUCUACUUAUAGCUGUGUAUGGCAGUGCUCAUCCACCCCUGGAGGUGGUCUUGUCGAGUAUUGGACAGGGUCCAGUUGUUCAUGUUCAGAACCCACAGCUGGACUUUGGCAAAAUCCCAGUUCUGACGGACGUCACCAGGACCCUCCACCUGUCGAACCAGUCCCCUACUCCAGCCAACUUCACGGCUCGCAUGAGCCGUGGGAAGUCCUUCUGGCGUGUGGAGCCCAGCGAAGGUGAAGUACCACCUAACAGCCAGCUGGAGCUUUGCGUAGUUGCACACCUGAGGGACACAAUCGAGUUCCAGGACAGAAUGGAAGUGUCCAUCCAGCACGGUCAAACGCUCAAGGUCCCUCUGUCUGCCACAGGCACCGGCACCACAAUUGUCAGUGACAGGCCUUUUGCCCCAAUCCUUGACUUAGGGACACGCUUCAGCCAUGAGCCAUGCCAGUACCACUUCAAGCUGACCAACCAAGGCCAACGGGUUCACCGGAUGUACUGGGGGACUGAUGGCAACCCGCCCCAGACGAAAACCCGCAGGUGGAACAACUUGUCUGGUCGACCCGUCCUGCCCCCCAUCUCGGACCCCAAGAAGAAGGAUGUCCAGAAGCGUGGAUCUCUACUCUCCUGUCACAGAGACAAGCCAGUGUUCAGCCUCAUGCCUUCUCGGGUGGAGCUUUUCCCAGGCUGCUCGGCUGAUAUGGUGCUGACGGGAUCCUCAGACUCAAACAAGGUUGUACAGGAGCGUCUGCUGUGCAAAGCCAUCGUGGGUCAGCAGGGUUCUUACGAGCUGCUCAUGUCUGUAGAUGUCACCUGUCGCUUUGUUGCUCCGGUGCUCGGCUUCUCCUCCAAGCAGCUGAACUUCUACAUCGAGAAGGUUCCAGGAAACGACCUAAGGCCCCUGUAUGAGAAACUGGUCUUGAAGAACGUGUCGUCUCUGAAUCUGUCCAUGAAGCUCUCUCUUGUGGCUCCAUUCUCUCUGUGUGACGCCCCCGGAGCACAUAGCUCAGCUUCCACUAAGUCCAUGGUCUUAGGUGACGGGAAACAGGCUGACCUGUGGGUGUCCUUCCAUCCAGAUUGCUGUCAAGAUCGGGUGUCACGAGUCGUGGAGGAGUUCCUUGAGGUGCAGUACGAGGGACACCCACAGCAGGACCUGGUGGAGCUGCACGCUGAAGUCCACUUCCCCAACCUGCACUUCUCCUCCACCACAGUGGACUUUGGCUGCGUGCUCAACCACUCAGAGACUCAAAGAAGAAUCACAAUCACCAACUGCUCCAAGCUGCCUGUGUCCUACCGCUGGGCCUUCCUGGAGAACCAGAAUCACUGCACCCUCAGAGAGAUGCCAGAAGAAGAGAAUGUGACUGAAGAUGGGGGAACACAUCCUCCUCCCUCUUUAGUUCCCCUGAACCCCAGGACUGGUGUGGAUGAGCAGAACAGGACUCACAGCCCUGUGCUGGUGGAACAGGUUUUUGACGUCUUGCCGGUGCACGGUCGCCUGCAGCCUGGAGACCAGCAGCUCGUGGAAUGGUCUUUCUAUGGCCACACACACAUCAGCAGAGAGGUGACAGCCCUGUGCCACGUGGAGGAGGGGCCGGCAUAUGAAAUCAAACUCAGAGGAGAAGCGUCAGUAAUCAGCUACAGCCUUGACUUCACCCACGUCAACUUGGGUGUGCAGCUUUUUGAUCACGUAGGGGAAGCUGAGGUGACCCUUCGGAAUACUGGCAAGGUGGGCUUCGAAUUCAACAUCACACACCCACAAAAGGAGGAGGAGCAGGAGGAGGAGACAGCAGGACCGCGGAAGGCCCCAGGAGAGGAGGAGCAACAACAAGAUGCAAAAGACAAUGGAGAAAAUGAAGAGCUGCAGAAAGUCAGACCUGGUCAGCCCAUGGUCGUCCCAGCCUUGGGUCACGUCGAUGCUGGCGCCGAGCAGCGCCUGCGUGUGCUCUACCUCCCCGGCGCCCCGGAGGUUUUUGAGAAGCGGCUCCAGCUGAACGUGGCGUUCCUUCCAGCUCAGGACAUCACCGUGACUGGAGAGGGAGUGUUCCCAAGGAUCAGCCUGGACUUACCUCGAAACCUGUCAGACGAGUGCUACAGGGACGUGGUGCAACAGGCCCGAACAACUGUGGAGGCGAAUGGGGUCUCGGCAAAUGGUGAAGGAUCGGCCAGUAACUUCGAUGUUUCCCUUCUUCUGUCUCCCUCCUUCACUCUUGUCCAGUAUGAAGAGCUGCUUCACCUGGAGGUCGAGAGAGCACUGGUCAAAGGAAACGCUGUCGCCGCGACUGCCAGCUUCCUGGAGCUCAGGUGCUCGGAGAGCUCCUUUAGGAAGUGUCACAAACUUAGCAAGUUCCUGCUGCCAGAGUACCUUCUGGAUUUUGGUCACGUGAUUCCCAGGAAAGUCCUCAGUCACAUUGUGAAUGUCACCAACGCUGGAUCAGUGCCUGUGUCGUUCCAGGCCAAUCACAAACCGCUCGCUGACACAGGUUUCAGUGCUGAGUUUGAACGGGUGAAGAAUCUGCCCUGUGCUGAGACUCAGACCUUCACAGUUAAAUUUGAUCCUCGAGGAGCCAAACAGCAGCUGGGACACAUCAGGGUUGUCAUGCCGAUCCAGGUUGCAGGAGGUCCGAUGGUGCAGGUGCGGCUGAGUGCAGUGGUGAACGUGCCGGGAGUUACUGUUUCCACGGAUUCACUCCAGUUCGACACUUUACAGUGUGGCAUGUGUCAGAUCAAGACAAUACAGCUGGUUAAUCCUGAGUCUGUGCCCUGCGACUGGAGCGUGGCUGAGCACGUGAAGCCUUUUCCAAAGGUUGACAAGUUCCUGCCUCUUCAUGUGCGUAAGAAAGUCUGGCAGGCGCAGCGACCACCUCCGCCGGUGUUUGAGAUGAUUCCCUCCUCCGGCGUGCUGGCCCCUGGUAAACGAGUCAACGUCCAGAUAAAGUUCAGGCCUACUGAAAGGCAUGCGUACCACCGGCAGCUAGUGGUCCGCGUGGCUGAGAACACGGAGCCGGUGUUCAUCGCAGCCCAGGGUCAGGCUGAGGAGCCACAACUUGAGUUCUGCCCGUCGGUGCUGGAGCUGGGACCUUGUCUGCCUGCGACCACUGACGUAGAGUCUGAGGUCAUCGUCAGAAACCCCUGCUCGUUUCCCAUUGAGUUCUACUCUCUGGACUUCGACACACAGUAUCUGGAGGAAGAGAAGAUCCUGCGUCUGAUGCAAGGUUACGAAGAGAACAACACAUUGCUGCUGCCGCCCAGAGUCCCUGGAGAAAGUCUUCCCAGAGAACUGCUCGACUACUACAAGGAGCAUUGCUCCCAGCUGAAAGAAGAUGAGAUGCCCACGGAGGCAAGUGGUGGGAAAGUGGGAGAGCUAGAAAUGAACCCCGUCUCCAGAGCGAUCGCCCGCCACAAGUGUGAUGACAUGUCACCGGAGGGUCUGGCUGCACGCGACUGCAGAGGCAUUGCGAUUAUUGUGUAUGGAGCUCCACAGACAGGUGGGAGCAACACAGCGGCUGCUCUGGCUCAUCACUAUGGAGCUGCAUGUGUCAGUGUUGAUGCAGUGGUUACAGAUGUGCUGACUCAUGGCACUUCACCUGUUAGCUUGAUGGCAAGACAAGUCCAUGACAGCGCUGCUGCCGAGUACGCUAGGAAAGAGGCUGCUCAGAUAACAGAUGGAACCCAAGAACCAGGACCUGGAGAACAUCAUGAAGACUCAGACCCGGGUCAAGACUCAGCUCCAGCUUCACUGCAACUUGUUCCAAAAGCAAAUGAGGAAGGCUGCAGUGGAAACGGCAGCAAGAAACCUCAGGAGACUGAAAAACCAUACGAUUCCCUUUGCCUGGGAGGAGAUGUGACCACACUCAGGAGUCUCUUACCUGAUCAUCUACUGGUUGAUAUCCUGGUGGAGAGACUUCAGUCAAAAGACUGUCACCGCGGGGUCGUGAUCGACGACCUGAAUUCUGUGUACUGUCAAUCUGCGGCGAGCACGCUGCCAGUCGUCCUCAAGGCCCUGAAAAACAGCAAACACAUCUACGUGGUCAAUUUGUUUGACUCCUUUGAUGCCAGGACGGCACGGGACAGAGCGCAGAGAGAAGCUGAAGAGGCUCUGCAGAAGGAGACAGCGGAGAGGGAGGAGCAGUGGUUGCUGGAGCUGGAUGAGGAGGAGUAUGACGCUCUGCCAGAGGAGCAGAAAGAAUUUCUUAGACAGCAACAUAAAGAGAAAGUCCAACAGCAGACACUCAGGGAGUUUGAGCAAAUUGCGAAAGAGGAGGAAGAAAAGAUGCAGCAGGAGGAGCUGCACAGGCUGAGAGAAGAAGAGUUGAAGAAGAAGGGUAAAAAGGGUGGAAAGAAAGAUACUAAAGAAAGUUCGAGGAGGAAGAGCGUGCUGGAAGGAAAGCAGUCCAUGGAUUCAUCGAAUAAACGGAGCUUACCCACCUCCAACAACUCUAAAGAAUCCCUAGUGGACACAAAAGAGCAGCAACAUAAAUUAAAUGAAGGUUCUCAAAACAAAGAGGCCGAUGAGUCACAAAAGCAGACGGAAGAAAACAAACAGUUACACGCAGAUCAAACCACGGAUAAGACGGAGAGAGAAGAGACUGUGGAAACUGCAGAGAUGAAGACGCUGAGAGAAGAAAAAGAUGUGACGAAAAGCAAAAAGAGUGGAGACAGAGAUAUCAAAGAAGGGUCAGGGAGGAAGGGUCCACCUGGUGGAAAGGAGUCGACAGCUGCACAGGAUGCCUCUAAAGAAUCCCCCUAUCAAGGCAAAGAGGGGGACCAAUCACCCAAGAAGACAGAAGAAGCCAAGGGAUUACCUGGAGAGACGCUUCAGCCUGGGGACGAGCUGGAGGGAGAAGUGUCUGUGGUGUCUGAGCUGCAGUCUCAGUUCAUUGCGUAUGAGCAGAGUCGAGUGCAGGUGGAGCACAUCCUGAAGCACUGGGACCAGGCCCGGGGCUUGUUGCUGGUCUCGCUCAUCCGUGAACCUCUACCAGUGCCAGAGGAUCCGCCGGCUGACAAACAGAGUCCUUUUGGCAAAAGGAGCAAGAAAGCCGGCAGCAAGACGAUGUCUCCGCUGCCUACGACGGCAGAAGCAGACAAGGAAGGAGACAAGUUGCCUCAUCCGGUCAUCAUCCCUCACAUUGUGCUCAACGUAACGGAGAAAGACCAUCCCAGUGCCACAGAGCUGCUCAGAGGCAGCAGCCUGCCUCCACUGGAUGAGGUGUUGGAUAAUAUGGGGGUGGGACCCAGCGGCCCACCCAUCUCGCCUCCCGUCACCUUCUCGGUUGUUCCUUUCCCCGAAAACAGGGAGCAAACAAACGGUCCACUCACCUGUGAGCAUUUCACCUUCCUGCUUCCUUCAAUGCCGGACAAACAUGGUGAAGAGACCAGAGAGUCAGAGGAGGAUUCUAUAAAGGAAGAGGCAGCUGUAUCUAAAAUUCGCCGCAAGGGCAGCGGUAAGGAGAUCGCAGUACCAAAGGAGAAGGAUAAAAAAAGCAGAGAGAGUCAGAGGAGCAAGAGCCGAACUACAACCAAGAAAAAACCACCGACCCGCUCGCCUACGCUCAAUACCACAACGGCUGAGGGCAGUGAACCAGACCAUCACCAAGAAAUCUUAGAGCUGAAACGCAGUCAGAGCCUGACAACGUUUCGCUGGGUCGUACCAGCCAACGGGGAAGUGCUUCUGAAGAUCUGGUUCUACUCCGAGUCCCUGGGGAGGUUUGAGCAGACCUUUAACUUUGAGCUCCUGGGAUCCCAGAGACACUACCAGCUCCCCUGCAGAGGAAUUGGCAUGUUUCCCUCCAUCUGCACAGACUACACGACUCUGUUUGCUCUCAGUAAUAAGGUGCCACAAAUGGAAGAAGGCGUCCAGAAGAGCUAUGUUGUCAAACCUGGAUAUUUUGAGUUUGGGCCACUGCUUUGUAGCAAGACUAGAGACAGAUACAAGGAAAACAGGUACCCAGAGAACACGGAGAAGUUGGUGAUUCAUAACAACUCAGGUCUGGAGGUUGAGGUCGAGUUCCAGUUCCAACAAGACAAACAUGCCAGUACGUUUCUGCUGGACCCUCCAACCAUGACUCUCCAACCAGACCAGACGCAGGAGUUGACAGUGUGGGCCUACCCGACGAAGGUGGCACAGAUGAAUGACAGCGUCAUCUGCUGUAUGAAGGACAAUCCAGAGCCUUUCAUCAUCAACUUCUCGUGUCGCGGCGUCCGACCAGAGCUGGAGCUGGAGAGCAGACAUAUGCACUUUGACAGAGUUCUGCUGCACAGGCGAAUCAGCCGUAACGUGACACUACGUAAUAAGACAUGUCUGCCUGUAUCCUGGAGACUGCAGGGUGUGGAGGAGUUGGGGGAUGAGUUCAGUGUGCCACAGGAUCAGGGCAUCAUCUCAGCCAACUCCUCUUUCCCCCUGAGCUUACACUUCAGGGCCAAGAAGCCACUGCACAUCAAGAAGACCUUGCGUUUGGAGGUGUCGGACGUUGAGAAGGUUGUCGGCAUCUUACACACUGAAAACAUACUGAUCACAGCUGAAGCCUAUGAUGUAGCUCUGGACAUCUCACCAGAUGGAUGUCUAGACUAUGGAAUCGUUCGAGCCUUUGAAGAGAAUAAACUCCCUCUUAAGAUGAAAAACCAAGGAAAAUAUGAGAUCUCUUACAGGUUCAUGUUUCAGCAGACGGAACCGAACCAGCCAGCCCUAGACUCCAUUUUCACCGCGUCCCCCCAGUGUGGCAGUCUGAUGCCCCACGAGAAGGCCACAGCAGUUCAGAUCCUCCUCAAACCCAAAAGUGAACUCCAACUCAGAGAUCAACCUAUCCUGUCUUGCCAGUUGAUUGAACCCACCAGUGGGAAUGGAGGCGAAACCAUAGCAUUCUUGACCAUCAAGGUUUCAUUCCAGUCUGUCUUCUCCAGGUACAAGAUCACACCCGUGUGCGACAUCAACUUCGGUCCACUGGCCUACGGCUGCAAGAAAACCCUGAGCUUUACUAUCGAGAACAACGGAAUCUUUGAUACCCGUUACAGCAUCUGCCGUUCGGGCGCAGUCUCUUCUCUAACAGGGAGGCCGGGGGUCCCAGAGAAGAAGGAGAACGUUACAGGGAGGCCCAAAGUGAGAAACGAGUCCUCCCAGAAAGACAUGACAUCUGUGCAGAAUCGCCUCACGUUGGGGGUCUUCUCGGUGUCUCCCUGCGUAGGGAUCCUGCAGCCAGAGUCUCACCAGGUGGUGUCGGUGGAUUGUGCAGCUGACCAGCUGGGCAACUGGAACCAGGGUUUGCUCAUUGACGUCAGUGACCGUGACCCCUCAGACCAGCCUGAGGGCAUUCCAUACAGACUGCUGGCUAAAGUCUGCAAGCCCGACAUAGCGUUAGACAUGGCCUCCAUCUUUGAAGAGCAUCACCUGUGUCCCAACAGCAGACAGCUCUCCUCCGAGCAGUUUAACGAGGCUAAAGGGAUUUACGUCCUGGAUGAGAACAAGUUCAUCUUCAACAAAGUCCUGGUCAGGGGAACUGUUCAGGCUCGCUUCAAGCUCACCAACAGCAGCAAGGUGCCCUGCGUGCUCAGCCUGUCCAUCAAAUAUGGUGGUGGCAAGUCGUCCCGUCAGGUGGAGGCUUUCGAUUUGCCUGCUACAACACUGAACAUCCCCAGCCAGUCGCACGCAUUCGCUGUGGUCACCUUCACGCCACAGUCAAUGCAGCUGUACAGUGCUGCGUUCGAGGCCACAGUGGAGGGAACCAGCAGAACGACACCCACAUUCAAGACCAAGGUGCUGGAGUUUGACCUGGUGGGGGAGGGCAAUCUGCCCAGUGUGUGUGUGCUGCGUCCAGCUCUGAGGACCAGCGAAGGAAGCCCAGUGUUAGAGUUCAGACGGGAAUUAGUCGGGAGAAGAAACACUCUGCCCCUGGUGCUGCUGAAUGAUGGAACUGUUGCAGCUCAGGUUCAGGUUGACAUGCUGGAUAAACAUGGUGUGUUCAGCUUCAACGCUGCUCCAGGCAACACCUGCAGCUCCAUCCACUUCACACAGCUGGAGGGCUGCACGGACUCAGAGAAUCACCUGGUGCACAGAGCCGCUCUCAAGCUGAAUGUUAAUGAACAGGUGGAGAUAAUGGUCGGUUUUUGCUCUGAUGAGCCCUUGAGUGUCAAGGCCAAGUUGACACUGCAGGUGGAGGACAACCAGUGCAGCAAUACCAUUAUACAAGUGACCGGAGAGACUUACGAGCAAAUCGUCUCUCUCGACAACAUCAACUGGUCAUCACAGGAAAUGGACCAGGACGAUGAGAGAGAUAGUUAUGAGAAACUGAAUUUUGGUGACUGCCAUGUAGACUGUCACUACCAAGAGAGUUUCACCAUGAGGAACCACAGCAGCAGCCAGGCGGUGAGGUUUGAGUGGCCUCCUACUGGACCUCAGGUCGUCUUUACCCCACAGGUGGGACACCUUCAUGCUGGUUGUUCUAAAGAGGUGACCGCCACCUUUAGCUCCCACCAGCCAGUGACCCUGAAAAGCAAGCUAAUCAGAUGUAAGGUUUGCCAGGUGGAGUUCGAGCAGCCAGUGGACCAGGUGGCCGACUGGGACGACCGACAGAGGACAGGCCAGUGGCUGAGUGGCUCAAAAGAGGAGGCUGCUACACAAUCAGAGCAACCUGGGAAGAAUCAGGUGACGAACACAGAACCUGAGCCCUGCUGCUCCGUGGUGGAGGGCUCGCAGUGGGAGUUGGAUUUGCUGCUCAGCGCAGUUUGUGACUAUGUGAUGUUCACCUGCAACGACACCAGCAUCCACUUCGAGGACACCAUGCUCUACCAAAGCAGACGCCACCAGCUGCAGUUGGAGAAUCAGGGUGAUGUCAAACUGGAAUACUCCUGGCAGGUUGUCAUGGAUCUGAUCAGCAACACGGGCAACGACCAAGAAGUUAAAUGUGCGAUUGUGUCGUCAGCAGCAGCGUCGGCUGAAGCCCGUCCCCACAGCGCUGUGUCCAGUGAGACGUCUCUUCUGAAGGAGAGCCCUGAGCUGCCUCCCUUCAGUGUGGAGCCCAGCAUCGGGUUCAUAGGUCCUGGCUCCACGCAGAACUUCAGCGUUUGCUUCUCACCUCUGGAGGUCGACCAGUUUCAGGGCAGGCUGCUCUGCAGUAUUCCCAACCUGCAGGAGGAGGAUCAGGCUCCCUGUAUCCCAGUGUGCGGCCGCAGUCUACAGCCCCACUGCCACUUUGACCUUGAGGACUCGGACUACGUCACUGGGAACCACCGCAACCCUGAGUUCAGGGACUCUCUGGACCCCGACAUCAGGAUCCUAGAGUUCAACGCCGUCGGCCUCUCUGUGCCAUCAACACGGUCUUUUGCGCUGUUGAACCCAACCGACAAACUUUACUCAUACAAUUGGAAGUGUGAGGACGCAGGUGGCAGCUUGUUUCGCUGUCUCACCCCGUGUGGCAUCGUCCAGCCUGGGAAGCACGUGGAGAUGUUGUUUGAAUAUGUAGCCGUGCAGCUGGAUGUGGUGGAGUCUUUCUGGAGCUUUGUGAUUGAGACUCUGCCGCUGACACUUCCCUUCCUGUUUGUGGGCAACGCCAGAGAACCGCUCGUGUAUCUCAGCAGACCUCUCAUCGACCUGGGAGAACUACUUGUCGGUCACAAAGUGGAGCAGACAGUUGAUCUGGUGAAUGGAGACGAGGAGCCUUUUCACUUCUCGGUCCAGCAGUCAUCUCUGCUCUGUGAAGACCAGCAGUCCAACAUCAUCGUGCAGCCCAUGAGUGGCACAGUGGCACCUAAAGACAGGUUGCCGUUGACUUUGUUCCUCACACCUUGCCGGGAGGGCUAUCUGAGCUGUAGAUUGACUCUGAAGGUGAAGAAGAGGUCAGAGCUGCUCACACUCACCGUGAAGGCCGACUGCUUCACCAUGAGCACUUUGGUUCAAGUUGUGAAUCCAGACGGGGGCCUCAGAGAGAUCGACUCCACCCACCAAGUCACUCUGGACUUUGGAGAGGUUGACGUUUCAAAGCAACCCACCAUUCAUUUGCUGGUGACCAACCUGGCGAGAUUCAGCCUGGAUGUGAGUUUCGACCUAACGGGUCCCAGUGAGCUGCUGAAAUACUUGGAGGCAAAACCACAAAAUGCUUCUGUUGAGAGUGGAAAACAGAUGCAGUUGUCGCUCUUGUUCUUUCCCCGAGGAAACUGCUACCUUCAGGAUGUCAGCCUGAGUAUAAAGGUAAAACACGGGCCGACAUUUACCUUUGUGGUAAUAGGCAGGGCUGUAGCACCGAGCCUGGAUUUCUCCUUCACCGAAUUCAAUUUUGGCAAGUGCUUCCUGUACUGUCCUGACAUGGUGCUGCCAUCCAAGACUCUGGUGAUCAGCAACAAAGGCGACCUAGACAUCAGUGUCCAGAGCCAGUUCAAGAACACCUCUUACCUGGAGAUGGACUUCCAGUCCAUUGUUUUGUUACCUGGUGCUGUGAUGGAGGUACCAGUCACCUUCUAUCCCCGAGAGGCGCGUCGAUACCACGAGAGGCUCAGCUUCGUCUUAAACGGCUGCGUUACGAAACAGGUGGACAUAGACGGACAAGGGGUCGAGAUGAAGCUGCAUUUGGAGGAUCCGAAGCACAAAGAGGUGAAACUGGGAUCUUUGAUGUUGGGUCAGAAGGUGAAAAAACAGGUGGUUCUGGUGAAUCGCAGCCGUACAGAGCUUUCCUUCACUCUGCUGCUCCACUCAGACACACCUCUGGACCCAAAGGAUCUGUCGUUCAGUCCAGCAGGGAAGCUGAGCCUGAAGGCUCGUGGUGGAUCUUGUAAGGUUGAGAUCCAGUUCUCUCCUCGUCAGCACAUCCCUCUCUUCAGAGCUGAGCUGCAGGCGGAGCUUUCAGGCCUGUUACACCCUCUGCUGACCAUCCAAGGCUGCUGUCACGGUGUGGAGGUCCGGCUGGAUCAGGACCACCUGGCCUUUGGACCUGUCGCUCAGCGGUGCCAGGCGACGAAGAGGAUUGUUAUGACAAACACCGGAGACAUUGGUGUGAGGUUCCACUGGGAGCAGAGGAGCUUCCCUGCAGAGUUGUCCAUCUCGCCGGCUAAAGGCUCCAUCAGUCCGGGCAUGAAGGUUCCUUUUGAUUUGACUUUUGCCCCCAAGGACCUGAGCAAGGACACGAGAUACGAGAACCUGACUUGCUCCGUCGAGAGCCGCCCCUCGCCCGUCACCCUCACCGUGACAGGCUCCUGCAUUGCGGCUUCCACUAGCAAAGAGGUGGUGAAUUUUGUUUGCCCAGUACGUUGCUCUCACCCUCAAACCCUGACGCUGGUAAACCCCACAAACCAGCGCUGCACCGUCCGACCUGUCAUCGAAGGGAAGCAUUGGAGAGCGGCGCCCUCUGUGACCCUGGAAGCUCUGCAGAGCAAAACGUAUGAGAUCACCUACAGACCGCUGACCAUGACUGCUGAAGGAAAGAAACACCUGGGGUCCGUCUUCUUCUCCUUCCCUGAUGGGACAGGCGUGAUGUACACGCUGCAGGGAACCGCUGAGCCUCCCAAGCCAGAGGACACUGUUGCGUAUGAGCUUCCUGCCAAGACUCAACACACACAGUCGCUCCCUGUGCACAACUGGCUCUCGGAGAAACAGAGGUUCAAUGUGCAGAUAAAGAUACUGAAGCCUGAAAAACCAGAUGCCACCAUGUCUCUGGAGGGUCCAAAGUUCAUCAAUGUUCCUGCUCUGACCAAGGCCGACUACAAGAUGACUUUCUCCACAUACAGAGAGGGGCAGUACAACUACAAGGUGACAUUUCUUAACGAGGGAACAGGCGAGUACAUGUUCUACCUCGUAAGCUUCAAGGCCACUUGUCCAGAAGUCUUGUCCACCAUCAAGCUGGUGAGCAUUGUCCGCCGGACGGCCUCAGCCACUGUACAGGUGGAGAACCCCCUGACCACAUCCACCUGCCUCACCACCGAGUGCAAAUGCGCCGACAUCAGUGCCCCACCUCAGCAGACUGUGCCCGGACAGUCCAAGGGUUCUCUGAGCUUCGAGUACCAGCCUCUGCGUGCAGGAGAAUCCACGACCCGGCUCACUCUGUUCAGCACCGAUCUGGGCCUGUUCCCCUACGACCUGCUGCUCCGAGCUCUGCCUGCACCGCUGGAGAAACCCGUCCACUUCAACACGUCACUGGGCAGCAGCCACUUUGUGCUCGUGAAGUUCAUCAACUACUCCCGCUUCAAAACAGAAUACACGUGCAAGACUGAUUGCCCGGACUUCACCGUGGACAAAAGCCUCGGUGCUUCACCGGGCUUCCAGGCCGGCUGCGAGGCCAGCGUGGAGGUUUGUUUCGAGCCUCAUCAGCUGGGGGAAGUGAAGGGACAGCUCACCCUGACCUCAGCCAUCGGUGGUGAAUACAUCUUUCCCUUACUUGGGAUCUGCACCCAUCCCAAAGCCCAGGGCCCGUUCAGCAUCAGGGCCGGUCGCAACAUCACCAUCCAAUUCAAGAACGUCUUCGCGCAGAGCAUCGCUUUAUCUUAUCAGGUGGACAACCCCAGCUUUACUGUGAAAGGAACCGACACCAUCCCCUCCAAAAAGUUACAAAACAUCGUGGUGUCAUUUGAGGCCCCUGCAGGAGGCCCCCCGGGGCCCUGGUCAGGCAAGCUGACCAUCUCCAGCCAGCGCGAUCAGGGCCACAGCACGCCUUGCUCAUGGGUCUACUACCUGAGGGGCUACCGUCCAGAUACAGCUUAGAGAGAGAUUCACGUGCACUCAAACAAACACAUGCCAAAGGACUUUAUUGCGUUGUUACGGUUCAAGCCUGAGUUCUUUAGUUAAUGUUUUAUUUAAUAUGAAUGCCAAAUAUACUGAAUAAAACAUUCU
Messenger RNA from Hippoglossus stenolepis (Pacific halibut), 15179 nucleotides. It is a transcript of the gene hydin, whose product is annotated as HYDIN axonemal central pair apparatus protein. The coding region runs from base 72 to 15050 and encodes 4992 amino acids. NCBI's taxonomy places the organism in Eukaryota, Metazoa, Chordata, Actinopteri, Pleuronectiformes, Pleuronectidae. Gene Ontology annotation, biological process: axonemal central apparatus assembly; cilium movement. Gene Ontology annotation, cellular component: axoneme. The record is from RefSeq and is a predicted model, not a curated record. The transcript has 94 exons.